ACCAAAAUUUGAUCUUAAACAUUAGCCUCCCUAGUUUUCAAAUAAUCUGUAUUCUUAUACAUAUAUUGUAUUACUAUUAUGGCUGUACUACUAGCUUAUUGUCUUGUUUUCUAUCUUAAUUUGCAUGCAUGCACUGCUAAACUUGAUAUGGUUUCGGAUAAAAAAUCUUUUGCUAGCCAACUUCCAUUUCAGAGCAAGGAUGCAGAAACGUCAAAGUUUUUGUCGGACCAACAUGAUCAAGACACUAAAGGAAAAAAUACAAAAGGUUCUGAGUCAUGGAAGAGAGCGAUGCUAGAGUCGUCGGCGUUCAACUAUGAGGAAAAUGUGAGCACUAAGGAUAAAGGCAGUGUGGAAGACAUCGUAGUAAUGGAUUAUGCCCAACCCCAUCGCAAACCACCUAUUCAUAACAAGGGCACCUAAUAUGUUGUUGA
Salvia splendens (bonfire salvia) is the source of this 431-nucleotide messenger RNA. RefSeq lists its product as uncharacterized. Bases 79 to 420 code for a protein of 113 amino acids. The transcript is spliced from 3 exons. NCBI's taxonomy places the organism in Eukaryota, Viridiplantae, Streptophyta, Magnoliopsida, Lamiales, Lamiaceae. The record is from RefSeq and is a predicted model, not a curated record.